GACUGUACCCCGGCCAUGGCCGAGGUCGGAGCCUGGUUAUGCUGUGGCCGCCCCCUGCUCCUCUUCACCUGCUUCUUCGCGCCCUUCCUCGCCCAGCCCCGAGUCGGCCCCGCCGCCCGCGCCCCUUACGCGGGUGUAUCUGGACCUUCUUUUAUUGCUAAAAGUGAAGAUCGUUUGUUUAAACAUUUAUUUGAAGACUAUCAAAGAUGGGUUCGUCCAGUGGAACGCUUGAAUGACACAAUAAAAAUCAAGUUUGGCCUUGCAAUCUCUCAGCUUGUAGAUGUGGAUGAGAAGAAUCAAUUGAUGACAACAAAUGUCUGGUUGAAACAGGAAUGGAUAGAUGUAAAAUUAAGGUGGAAUCCUGAAGACUAUGCUGGAAUAACAUCUAUUCGUGUCCCAUCAGAUUCUAUUUGGAUUCCAGACAUUGUGCUCUAUGACAACGCAGAUGGACGGUUUGAGGGAACAUCUACGAAAACUGUAGUGAAAUAUGAUGGCACCAUUGCGUGGACUCCACCAGCAAACUACAAAAGUUCUUGUACUAUUGAUGUAACCUUCUUUCCCUUUGACCUCCAAAAUUGCUCUAUGAAAUUUGGUUCCUGGACUUAUGAUGGCUCACAAGUUGAUCUAAUUCUUGAAGAUUCUGAUGUUGACAAAAGAGACUUUUUUGAUAAUGGAGAAUGGGAAAUAGUGACUGCAACGGGGAGUAAAGGAAAUAGGACUGAUGGCUGCUGCUGGUAUCCUUUUGUUACAUACUCGUUUAUAAUUAGACGCUUGCCACUUUUUUACACGUUGUUUCUCAUUAUUCCAUGUAUUGGGCUUUCAUUUCUAACUGUCCUUGUCUUUUAUCUUCCUUCAAAUGAAGGUGAAAAAAUUUCACUUUGCACUUCAGUACUGGUAUCUUUGACUGUUUUUCUUCUUGUUAUAGAAGAAAUUAUUCCAUCAUCUUCUAAAGUUAUCCCACUUAUAGGAGAGUACUUGGUGUUUACUAUGAUAUUUGUGACCUUGUCCAUUGUGAUAACUGUCUUUGCUAUCAAUAUUCAUCAUCGCUCUUCGUCUACACACAAUACUAUGGCACCUUGGGUUCGCAAGAUAUUUCUUCACAAACUUCCCAAGCUGCUGUGCAUGAGAAGUCAUGUAGACAGAUACUUUGCUCAGAAGGAGGAAACAGGAAAUACGAAUGGAUCCGAAUCAUCUAGGAACACUUUGGAAGCAGCUCUAGAUUCUAUCCGAUACAUUACAAGACAUGUUAUGAAGGAGAAUGAAGUUCGUGAGGUUGUUGAAGAUUGGAAAUUUAUUGCUCAAGUGCUUGAUCGAAUGUUCUUAUGGACUUUUCUUCUGGUUUCAAUAAUUGGAUCGCUUUUGUUAUUUAUUCCUGUUAUUCAUAAGUGGGCAAGUAUAAUAGUACCUUCGCAUAUAGGCAGUUCAAAUGCAUAAAAGGUUUUUGUAUCUGCCUCCUGCUAACAUGGCUCUAGAGAGUUUUGGCAGUAGCACUGUUUCCAAGCACGUUCUUCAUAGGCAUGUUUCUAAUAGAGUAAAAAGAAAUCCAAAACCAGAAAAAUAUGUUUAUAUUAAAAUAUGGCAUCCCUAGGACACAUAGAAGUCAAUUUGCUUAUUGCCGAUCUACUAAGUUACCUGUAAAUCAAGUCAGAAUUAAAACACUUGCAUGUAUGAUGAGUCAGAAAAUCAGACAAUGACACCUACUGCAAAA
Messenger RNA from Colius striatus (speckled mousebird), 1708 nucleotides. RefSeq names its product cholinergic receptor nicotinic alpha 5 subunit (gene CHRNA5). The coding region runs from base 16 to 1434 and encodes 472 amino acids. Gene Ontology annotation, molecular function: transmembrane signaling receptor activity; acetylcholine-gated monoatomic cation-selective channel activity. The record is from RefSeq and is a predicted model, not a curated record. Gene Ontology annotation, biological process: signal transduction; nervous system process; chemical synaptic transmission. Gene Ontology annotation, cellular component: neuron projection; synapse; postsynaptic membrane. NCBI's taxonomy places the organism in Eukaryota, Metazoa, Chordata, Aves, Coliiformes, Coliidae. The transcript has 6 exons.